GUUCAAAAGACUUGAAAUUUUGUGGCGGAUGAUAGGUAGCAAUUAGAAAACCUUCAAGUUGGAAGUAUGUCCGAAGAGAAUGGUUUGAAUGGUGAUAAAAAGACCCACCAGGCCAACAUGUCAACGAAUCAUUCACCAGUAUAUGUGACAAAUGAAAACCCAGUCCUAGGAAAAACCAAUGGCCAACAUGAUUUUCAAAAGAACAAUGGCGGAGAAGAGGCUACUAACUCUAACACUGUUCCAUAUUACAAGCUCUUCUCCUUUGCAGAUUCCAAGGAUGUUGUAUUGAUGACUAUUGGCACAAUUGGAGCUCUUGGAAAUGGUGUCUCCAUGCCCCUCAUGACUGUACUUUUUGGGAAGCUAAUUGAUUCCUUUGGAGAAAAUGCCAACACUAGCCAUGUGGUUCAUGCAGUUUCCCAGGUAUCCUUAAGGUUUGUUUACUUGGCUGUGUAUACAGGUGUUGCAUCAUUCUUGCAGGUGGCCUGUUGGAUGGUUACAGGGGAAAGACAAGCAGCACGGAUAAGGAAUCUAUACUUAAAAACCAUAUUGGGGCAAGAUAUAAGUUUCUAUGACAAGGAAACAAACACUGGAGAAGUUGUAGGGAGGAUGUCAGGUGAUACUAUUCUCAUUCAAGAUGCCAUGGGUGAGAAGGUUGCCAAGUUUAUACAGCUUACAUCAGCUUUUAUAGGAGGCAUUCUUGUAGCUUUUAUUAAAGGGUGGCUUCUCACCCUUAUUCUGUUGUCAUCUGUUCCUGCUCUUGUGGUAUCUGGUGCAGUGACAUCCAUCAUUACAUUCAAGAUGGCAUCCUGUAGACAAACUGCUUAUUCACAAGCAUCAGUUGUAGUAGAACAGACAGUUGGCUCAAUAAGGACUGUUGCAUCAUUUACUGGAGAGAAGCAAGCUAUUUCUAAGUAUAAUAAAUCUCUAAUGAAUGCUUACAAGUCUGGUGUUCGUGAGGGAUUGGCAAUUGGAUUAGGUACUGGCAUGGUUAUGUUUGUGGUAUUCUGCAGUUAUGCUUUGGCUUUAUGGCAUAGUGGAAGACUGAUACUAGAUAAAGGAUAUACAGGAGGUGAUGUCAUUAACAUAAUUUUUGCUCUAUUGACUGGCUCCGUGAAUCUGGGUCAGGCAUCUCCGUGCCUUGCUGCAUUUUCUGCUGGACAAGCUGCUGCAUUUAAAAUGUUCAAGACAAUCGAAAGAAAACCUGAUAUAAAUGCUUAUGAUAGUCAUGGAUGCAUGUUAAAUGAUAUUUGUGGUGACAUUGAGUUAAGAGAUGUUUGCUUCAGUUACCCAAUUAGACCAGAAGAGCAAAUAUUCAAUGGAUUCUCUCUCUCCAUUCCUAGUGGCAGAACUGCAGCUUUGGUUGGACAAAGUGGAAGUGGGAAGUCUACAGUGGUUAGUUUGAUUGAGAGAUUUUAUGAUCCACAAGAGGGUGAAGUUCUUAUAGAUGGUAUAAACCUCAAGGAGUUUCAACUAAGAUGGAUGAGAAGGAAAAUUGGGCUUGUCAGCCAGGAAUCUGUGCUGUUUGCUUGCAGUAUCAAAGACAAUAUUGCCUAUGGGAAAGAAGAUGCAACUAUAGAAGAAGUCAGAGCUGCUGCUGAGCUUGCCAAUGCUGCCAAAUUCAUAGAUAAGCUACCUCAGGGAUUGGACACUAUGGUUGGUGAGAAUGGCACUCAGCUGUCCGGAGGCCAAAAGCAAAGAAUUGCAAUUGCUAGAGCAAUCUUGAAAGACCCACGGAUUCUACUUCUAGAUGAAGCUACAAGCGCACUUGAUGCAGAAUCUGAAAGAAUUGUGCAAGAGGCGCUUGACAGGGUCAUGGUCAAUAGAACUACUGUCAUUGUGGCUCAUCGCUUAAGUACUGUGAGGAAUGCUGAUAUAAUUGCUGUCAUUCAUCAGGGAAAGAUUGUUGAAAAGGGCUCACACUCAGAGCUGCUUAAGGAUUGCAGUGGAGUAUAUUGCCAGCUUAUACACCUUCAAGAAAUGAACCAAGAGUCAGAACAGCAUGCGAUAAGUGUUGAAGACAGACCAGAAAUUACGAUGGAUUCUGGCAGGCCAUUGAGUGAACUAAUGUCAUUCAUGGAUUCCAUAAGUCUAGAGUCAUCUGGGGCUGGACAUAGUAGCUACCACUCCUCAGUUUCAUUUGGCUUACCUACUGGACCCAAAAUCCAAGAAAACGCAACUGCAGAACCUAGAAGCCUGCCUGAAGCACCACCAAAACAGUCUCAAGAAGUCCCACUCCACCGGCUUGCCUAUCUCAACAAGCCAGAGAUCCCAGUGAUGCUACUUGGUGUUAUAUUUGCAGUCAUCAAUGGCUCUAUCUUUCCAGUUUUUAGUAUAUUACUUUCUAGCAUAAUCAAAACAUUCUACAAACCCCCAAGUGAGCUUCGGAGGGAUUUACAGUUUUGGGCUUUGAUGUUUGUCAUACUUGGGCUGACAACAUUAGUAGCAUCUCUUGCACGGACAUACUUUUUUGCUGUGGCUGGGUGUAAGUUAGUAAAACGGGUACGGUCAAUGUGCUUUGAAAAGGUUGUUCUCAUGGAGAUUGGUUGGUUCGAUGAUCCUGAGCACUCAAGUGGUGCAAUUGGUGCAAAGCUUUCUGCAGAUGCAGCAACCGUCCGCAGUUUGGUCGGUGAUGCACUUGCUCAGCUUGUUCAGAACACCGCAACGGCAAUUGCUGGUUUGAUUAUUGCUUUUGAAGCUAAUUGGCAACUCGCUCUUAUAUUCCUUGCUUUGUUGCCUAUGAUAGGAACUAAUGGAUGGAUUCAGACGAAGUUCAAGAAAGGAUUCAGUGCAGAUGCAAAGCUGAUGUACGAGGAAGCAAGUCAAGUGGCUAAAGAUGCAGUUGGGAGUAUAAGAACAGUUGCUUCUUUCUGUGCUGAAGAUAAGGUGAUGAAACUGUACAAAAAGAAAUGUGAAGGCCCUUUGAGGGCAGGGAUGAGGCAAGGGGUAAUAAGUGGAGUUGGUUUUGGGCUUUCUUCUUUCUUUCUGUAUACUGUAUAUGCAACUAUUUUCUAUGCUGGAGCCCGACUUGUCGAGGAUGGAAAGACAACAUUCUCCAAGGUUUUCCAUGUUUUCUUUGCUCUUACCAUGGCUGCUACAAGGAUUUCUCAAUCUAGCUCUUUCAUAAAUGAUGCCAUUAAGGCCAAGACUUCUACUGCUUCAAUAUUUUCUAUUCUUGAUCGAAAGUCGAAGAUAGACCCAGGUGAUGGGUCUGGAAUGACAUUAGAAAAUGUGAAGGGAGAAAUAGAGUUUCGGCAUGUCUGCUUUAGGUAUCCCAGAAGGCCUGACAUUCAGAUUUUCCGAGAUCUUUGCUUGACAAUUCAUUCUGGCCAGACAGUUGCCUUGGUUGGAGAAAGUGGAUGUGGGAAAUCGACAAUAAUCUCCUUGUUGCAGAGAUUUUAUGAACCGAAUUCAGGUCUCAUCACUCUGGAUGGGAUUGAAAUUCAGAAGUUUCAACUGAAGUGGUUGAGGCAACAGAUGGGAUUAGUGAGCCAGGAACCAGUUUUGUUCAAUGACACAAUCAGAGCCAACAUUGCUUAUGGGAAGGAAGGAAAUGCAUCAGAAGCAGAGAUUUUGGCUGCAGCAGAGUUGGCAAAUGCCCAUGAGUUCAUUUGUGGAUUGCAACAGGGGUAUGACACGAUAGUAGGAGAAAAAGGAGCGCAAUUGUCGGGAGGGCAGAAGCAAAGAGUGGGAAUAGCCCGUGCAAUGGUGAAGGGAUCAAAGAUAUUACUCCUAGAUGAGGCGACAAGCGCACUUGAUGUGGAAUCAGAACGAGUGGUACAGGAAGCAUUGGACCGGGUCAUGGUGGGCCGGACGGCAGUGAUGGUGGCUCACCGGUUGUCAACAAUUAAAGGUGCUGAUCUAAUAGCGGUAGUGGAAAAUGGAGUCAUUGUGGAGAGAGGAAAGCAUGAGAAUCUGAUCAAUAUUCAAGAUGGUGUUUAUGCCUCUUUGGUAGCACUUCAAACGAGUGUUAGAUGUCAGCACUAGCAGGGGAGUCCGGUUUUCUUGCAAUACUAGCGGGGAUCCGGGCUUUGUUGAGUGAAAGUGAAUG
Molecule: messenger RNA, 4048 nt
Organism: Nelumbo nucifera (sacred lotus)
Lineage: Eukaryota; Viridiplantae; Streptophyta; Magnoliopsida; Proteales; Nelumbonaceae
Product: ABC transporter B family member 21-like
Biological process (GO): oligopeptide export from mitochondrion
Cellular component (GO): mitochondrial inner membrane
Molecular function (GO): ATP hydrolysis activity; ATP binding; ABC-type oligopeptide transporter activity
Source: RefSeq, a predicted model, not a curated record